GACGCGGAGAACAUGAGGCUUCCCUUCUGGUUCCUUCUGGCCGUGGUCUUGAGCAUGGAGCUAGCUGUAACACAGGGCCUGCAAUGCCACCUGUGCAAGGGAUUUGGAGGAUGCUCUCGCCCGUCUAGCUGCCCAUGGAGCUCCACCCACUGUGUCAUCAUUGCCACCCGUUCUCCCAUCAGCUUUACAGAUCUGCCUCUGGUGACGAAGAUGUGCUACAGUGGCUGUCCUGAUGUCUCCAGCUUGGGCUUAGGUCCUCAUGUAUCCAUCGCCUGCUGCCAGUCCAAUCUCUGCAACAGGGACUGACCACACUCCUCCACUCCCAGCUGGCUCCACAGAACAAUGCCAUGCCCCUUGGUUAGGCCUGGUCCUUGGAGAUCACUCCAGCUUGGCUAUCCCAAAGCCCCCACCCCAACUCACACUUCUUUGGGAGGUUCUGAAUGAAGUCCUGUGUAAAUCCACUG
This is a messenger RNA of Mus musculus (house mouse), 464 nucleotides long. RefSeq names its product secreted Ly6/Plaur domain containing 2 (gene Slurp2). Bases 13 to 306 code for a protein of 97 amino acids. The transcript is spliced from 3 exons. Gene Ontology annotation, cellular component: extracellular region; synapse. NCBI's taxonomy places the organism in Eukaryota, Metazoa, Chordata, Mammalia, Rodentia, Muridae. The record is from RefSeq and is marked provisional.